Diorhabda carinulata is the source of this 10243-nucleotide messenger RNA. RefSeq names its product lachesin-like. The record is from RefSeq and is a predicted model, not a curated record. Lineage: Eukaryota; Metazoa; Arthropoda; Insecta; Coleoptera; Chrysomelidae. The transcript has 6 exons. Gene Ontology annotation, cellular component: neuron projection membrane. Bases 290 to 1177 code for a protein of 295 amino acids. Gene Ontology annotation, biological process: synapse organization.
ACAGUAUCAUACGCGCACUUCGACGCUCCACUUGCGGGAAAUUAUCGGAAAAUCGCCGAAAAGCCGACGAAAACCACGUCGUGAACCGAUAUAAUAAGUGAUUGAUGAAAUUUGAAAAAAAAAAUGAAAGGCUGUAACUAUUAACUAUUUGUUGGGUUUUGUUUGGUGACUGAGUGUAGUAGUGGGUGAUGCUUUCGGUUAUUGAUGUGUUUCUUCUUGUGGAUAUGUGCAUCAUCUUCAGGGGACACUUCCUAAAUUUUAGCGAAUAAAACCCCAAGAAGUUCACAAAAUGAACGAACUGAUCAUCAAGAACUUCUUAAUAAUUUUAUUAUUUUGCUGGUUAUCUUCUGUUAAAGCAACUGAAAACCUUGUGGGAUCUUCAUCGGAGUCCGAUCUUAGUUCAUCGUCAAAAUCUCGAUUCGUCGAUAGCAUGAAACCAUCGCCGAGUGGCGGCGUGCAGCGACCCUACUUCGAUGAUGUAGGUCCUCGAAAUGUGACGGCUGUGGUAGGCCAAUCGGCUUUACUGAACUGUCGCGUUAAACAUCCCGGCGACAGAACGGUUUCUUGGAUGCGUAAACGGGACCUACAUAUACUUACAUCUGGGAUACAUACGUAUACAGGGGAUGCACGAUUCAGUGUACGCCAUCCAGAACACAGUGACGAUUGGGAUUUACGGGUGGAUUACGUUCAAAAACGGGACGGAGGAGUAUACGAAUGUCAAGUGAAUACGGAACCGAAGAUUAAUUUGGCAAUUAUGCUGAACGUCGACGAUGCACAAGCGUCGAUAUCCGGUCCACCAGAAGUAUACGUAAAGAAAGGUAGCACAAUUUCUUUAACCUGUACAGUUAAUGUUCACUCAACCCCACCGUCAUCGAUUCUAUGGUAUCAUGGUCACUCAGUUGUAGAUUUUGAUUCACCCAGAGGUGGAAUUAGCCUAGAAACUGAGAAAACGGAAGCAGGCACCACUAGCAAACUGUUAGUUACAAAGGCUCUGUUGAGUGAUACGGGGAACUAUACAUGUAUGCCGUCCAAUGCUAGCCCUGCAUCCACAGUAGUACAUGUAUUGAAUGGAGAGCAUCCGGCAGCGAUGCAGACUAGCAGAGCAGCACCCCACCAUCAGAUGGCAUUGUUAGCUUCUUCGCUUUGCACUCUCGUGGCAGUGAUCCUAACUAGAUGAUUGUAUGUCCCAUACAUAUCAAUCAGCAUCCUGCUCACCUUAAACUAGGCAGUGUCGGUAAAGGGUAUAACUUUUGUUAUCGUGUGAUAACGGAUGAUUUAACUAACAUGAUCUGAUGUUUUAUUAUUGAACGCCCAUCUAAUUUCAAAUAAUUCGACUUUUAUUCUUAGCUUUAAUUUUAUCAGAUGAAGAACACUUUGUUUGUAUUGUUUCCAUUUUUACAAUCAUUGUAUACUUAUUUCUAUUAAUAGUUCCAUUUAUUACUAUAAUUUUCUUGAUCUAUUAGUAUUUACGUUCACGAUCUAUUCUAUCAGAAAUUUUCCAUGUAAAUAUGCUUAGAUAUUUGUGAUUACUGUUUUGCUUUCGAUCAAUUCAAGCAAAAUCUUCGUUUUGUAUUAUAAACUUUAUGCUUUUCAUAUGGGGCAUUUGAAAAAUAAUGCUUUAAUUACACAAUAUUAUCAGAUUAUGAUAGUAGGACUUAUAUGAAGGAUUCAAAAAAAAUUUUCAAUAUUUAUUUCUGCUUGAUAUUUUAUGGUAGCGUAUAACCAUAUAAUAUGAUAUAUAUCUCAUAGAUAAUGUUAGUUUUCACUUUGUUUCAGAAAUUAUCAUACAAAGAGAUAGCCUCAAUAAUCAAAAAAUCUACGGUUCUAACAUAAAGUUCAGAUCUUUUAGACCUUGGUAAAACCAUUCUUUGAGCUUAGAUAAAAAGAAUUGUUGCACCAUCGUUUCAACAACACUUUUUGCUUUAACGUUUAAACCAACGUUCUGCUGUUCGAUCAUCAACUGUUUCUUCCCAUUCAAUUUCACAUAUUUACGGUGUUCAUUUUUUUUUUCAACCUCCUACAGGCUAUAAAUAGAAGACAAGUUCAUAUGAAACAAGUAUAAUUUUAUCACCAAAAGAUUGGUACUCUUUCGGUUACUUACAAGGUUUUCAAUACCCUCUUCAAAGGAAAUUGCCGCCAAUAAAUUCAAACUGACCUUGAAACUUCUGGAAAUUCCGUAGACAAAGCAGUAAUGGUGGAUCUGCGGUUUUGUUUAACCAUUGUGUCAACUAGUUGUACCAGGUCAUCUGAAACGACAGAUUUGCGUCCUUGACCGCCUUUAUAAUGCACAUCAUUACGGUCAUCAAGCUUGCGACAUCAUUCACGCAUAACACCAUCAAGUUUUUCCCAUACACACUCAUUAUCCGAUCGAUUUCUGCAGCACUAUUGCCUUCAGCCUGUGAAAAACGAAUCAUACUUUGCAAUUCACACUUGGUGGGAACAUCAACGAUGGCCGACAUGUUUACGUAGCUGUAGCACAACGCCGACUGAUGCCUGAAGUCAACAAUAGCGGAAUGUGUAGUGCGUGAGUUUUACAUUCGUAUACAGCGCAUGCCCGCUUCCUGCUGUUCGCGUAGCGUCUGCACGGAGCAAUCGGAGGUUGAAGAAAAAGCCAUUUUACUCUUCAUUGAAUUAGAGUCUUUACAAAAACAAAAUAAUUAAAUCGAGACGUAGGAGAUUUCACAUAUGAAAACCGAUAUUACUUAUGGGAUACUCUCUGUAACAUUCAAUUUCAAUGUAAAAACAUUCCAAUUCGGUGUAGACAUAUCUUGGUGACAGAUUUAUUUAGAGUGUUUCUAAAGUAAAUUUAUUUAAUUUUAAGACGACAAUCUUUCAUGAACAGGUGUAAUAAGUCUUGUGUGAAUUAAAGAGAAUUGAAAGAUUUUGAAUAGACAAAUUUCAACCCUGAUUAAAAUUUAUUUAGACCAUUCCGUGUUCAUUUGAUGAUCUUUAGAAUAUUGGUAAUCAUCAAGAAAUCAUUUUCAUCAUACCGACUUCGGUACAAUGGAUUCCUGCGGUUACUAUUACUAGGUAAUAUACGCUUCGAACUAAGCCAUUGUUUUAAGUUUGGAACCAGAGAAUAAUCGUAGAGCACCUUGUGUUUAUUGAGAUGUUGCAAUUCAGCUAAUUUGUUAAGAAUAAUAGCACAUUAUUGUGAUGAAACAAAACUUUUUUUUGGCAAAUGAGGUCAUUCGGCAAUAAAAUUACAAGACAAUAACCUACAAUUGAGGGAGCUACGUAACUGAAUGUCAGAAUAUUAUAUAUUAUAAUUACGACAGCUCCACAUUAUUUCAUAUAUUGGAUAUCACCUAGAAACUAGAUCAGGAGAUUCUUCCAACCAGUAAAUUUUUGUAACUCUUUCGUUUUUUUGCAUAUGAAGCCAAUCACAUAAAAUAUAACAAUUACAUAUAAAGUUCAUGCCCACCCUAUAGUUUGUGUGAUACAAAUGUAUCCUCUUUAGCUUCUAUUAUUUCGGUGCAUAAUCUUGGAAUUCUCUGUAAUGAUUUCGACAAAUAAUCGUCGCCUAUUCGGUUUCUUUUGUUUCCAAGAUAUUCCAAAGAUGUGAAGUUAAAGUAGGACGUUACUUUCUGACUUUCCAAUUUGUUCUACAACUCAUUCGGAUUGAGGUCGGGCGACUGUGAUGGCCAAAUCAUAACUUUCAUAAUAUUCUUCCUUUCCAAUUCUUUGAAAUAGCCUUUGUAAAGCUUAAAAGAAUUUUUGGGAUCGUUGUCAUACUUUAAGAAAAAUUUUCUGCCGAUCAGGUGCUGGACAGAACGUAGUAUUCUUUUUUUCAAUAUUUUUCAAAAUCAUUCGAUAAAACUCUCUCCCCCAUUUGUCCAUUGCAACCUCUAAAUUCUCAUUUGACGUCUUGAAAGAGGUUUCUUCACUGCCAUCCUUCCAAAAAGACCACGUUCUCUCGAUAUUCUUUUCACUGUAGAAGUGAACGUUUCUAUUAUAUUCUUCCACUGUGUAGACCACGGUACGUCGUGGUAUUUUUAAUUCUAUUACUAAUGGUACGUUUACCUAGAUUAUGACGACUUGCGAUCAAUGUACGAGUUUUAACGAUAGUUCAUAGGUUUUCUCCAUUUCAAGACUGAAUUGGGGAGAUCCAAGACAAUUCGUAUACAAACAAAAAGAUGUCUUGGUCCCUAAAGUAUAAAUAUACAGCACGCUCUUGCGUCUAGCGGGACUCGAUGGGACUAAACUAAAAUCAUGAACACAGUUGGAGAAUGAUAAUCAAAUAUAUAAGUUUUAAUUUGUGGCACUCACCUAAAAAAAAUAUAAAUAACGGAAACUAUUAUUUUUGGUUUGUAAGAUACAGUUUAGACCUUCGCUUUAUAAUAUAAAGGAGAAAUAUGUUAAAGGAUAUUAUUUUGAGAUUCAUCGAAUGAAUUUUUCAUGCAAGAUAUUGCUCCACAACAUUUUGCGUUGAUCUCAAAAUUGCGUAAGCACAAUCGUCCAGAUUUUUGUAGGAGAAUUAUAUUAAAUAACUCAUUUACAUAAACCCUAUAAUAACGUUUCAAAAUUGCACCUUGGAAAGCUUUAAUGUAAUAAUGUAAUAAUACUUGUAGUCAAAGUAUGUUCAUUCAAAAACAAUUCAACGCCCUUUCACUGAUUAAUGACAAGGCUUAUCACACUUUUCGUCUUAAAAUUAAAUAGCGAAUUUUCCCCAGCAAUCUACUUAAUCACAUCGAGAUCUCUUUUAGAGUUGAUUGUAUUCGUUUGAAGUCUCUAUUUCCAAUGCUCUACCCACACAGUGCCCUUCAUCGAUCUAAUUGAAAUCUGUCGAUAUCUGAGUUCUUUGUAAUGUUUUUAGAAUAAUGUUGGAAAUGUAGUAAUUAUUUUGUUGCUAUUUGAAAUCCGUCAACUCCUCACAUCUUACCUAAAUUACGCAUGGUUAAAACCUUGGUAUUGCUUUCUCAGAACAUACAGUUGCAUGGAGAGUUAAAAUAAGUGAUAAAGCAUCUAUUAGAAUUAACGUUAACUCAAAGAAUUUUCUAUUCCCUUAUAAAAUAAAAUAUUCCAAUUUGUCCUCUUAUAUGAACGAAAAAGAAUGAUUCCUGAAUAUUUUUUUCAUUUAUCAAGAGAUUAGGAAACAUUUCUGAUUCUUAAAACAAUUAAAACGGUACCACUUGUUUCAAAAGAAUCGAUAAACUUUUUCGAACCCAAGAAGCAUUUGAGGUGCUUUUUGAUUAUUUUAGAGACAUUAAAAGCAGCCUCAAUCGUCCGUAGUUGUGCAAGGUCAUUUUGACGUUAGUCUAAUAUAUGUUUGAUCUCUUUCUCGGUCGAAGCAGCAGACUGCGUACCCCACUUACAUUGAUAGCUCAAGAUGUUAUGUUAUUUCUGAUCUAGGAUAAAAACUGUGAUAACUUCCACUAUUCCUCCGAUAUAAAAGAAAGCAACAGAGCUCAUUUUUUAUGCAACUUGAUAUUUUUGCUGUUCCUUCCCUAUUUUAUUGGAAUUCAUCAAUUAAACAAACUCAAGCAGAAAUAAAUAAGAGAGUUAUCUUGUUUUAUUUAAAGUGUUCAAAAAACUCAAGUGUAAAUAAAUCAAAAAACCACAUUUUCUUGGAAAGGAGUGAAGUAUACUUUUCCUGUUUAAUUUCUGGUGCUAAGAAGAUGAUGAGAACUUUUAUAACAAAUACAAAGAUAAAUAUAAGUUAAAUCAAAAUAAAAUGGAACCGAGUAAGUGUAAUAAGUUGUAUGUGAUGUUAACAAAGACAUUAUGAAGAAAAAAAUUGAGAAAAACUGUAUAUAAUUCGUUUUAUAUUUCUAGGAGCACGAUAGAUGCAAUUUUAGGAGAAUUCAUUGUAAUUAUUAUUAUUACAUGUUGACUAUAUGUAGAUAUAUUGUUAUCAAUCAUAAGAAACUACGUUUGUUUCAUUUGAUUUGUUUCUUUUCAAUUUCUAUGCAACAAUCUAAAGUAAAAUUUUUUGCAGACAAUCAAAUUUUAUUAAUAAUAAUAUAAACAACAAAAUAUACUUGCGUCCAUAGAAACCAAUGUAAACUUUUGAAUUUAACUAUUUUUUUAUAAUUUAUCAGAUUUAAUAUGCUUUAAUAUGAGUACAAAUGUCUUCUUAUGUACAACAUAUGGAAAUCAAUGAAUUAGCAAAUUAAGCUCCUUUAUUAUAACAUCAUAACAAUAUAACAAAACAUAAAUAAGGUUUUUGGCUAUUUAAAAUUCAACACUUAAUUUCGUAAUGAUGAGUAUCAACUUUUCUUGCUCUAAUAAGGCAUAUAUCUAAACACGUUAACUACUGCUUCCUGUGUGAUGUUAAGCUAUUGUUCUUCUACAACAAUAAGCUCUGGGAUCGAGUUUGGAGUAGGAAAUCUAGCUCGAAUACUUCUUUCUAGCUCAUCCCAUUAUUGUUCUAUCGGAACUGUAUGAUGACCACUCCAUAACCUCUCGAUAUAUCUAUCAGCCGUUGAAUCUCUUCUACCGUGAACACGGUCACCUCUACAAAUGAACACAGAGUCGGUUCUUGCUCAUAUAGAAAUUACACCCUUGAUCUUGCAGAAACCACAUCCAUAAGCAUUCAACUCUUCAAAGCAGCAAUCUGUAAAUCGCACUCUUAGUCUUUAGUACACUUUUCUUCAUCAGUAGCUACCAUGGAAGCAUAGUUAUUCUGGUCUCUCUGAGAACAGAACAGAUCCCCAUUGUUCGAAGAUCCAGUGAUGUUCGGAUGAUCCUGUGCAAAGCGCUUGCUUGCCGAUGAGCUAGAGUAAGUUUAGGACCAAUCGCAAAUUUUUUAGGACACAGGUUAUUUUCCAGUAGUCUUCAUCUUACUUUCCACUGACUAGUAGCCACUCUUCAUACCUCCCGGAGCAGUCGUUGCACUUGUUUCAGGUCACUUAUGAAAGUAUCCAGUCUCCUCAUAAUGCUGGCACACUCUUCGAAUCGCUGUGCAGGUCAUAUCCAAUUAUCUAGCAACACUAGUUUACAGUGGACCGAUUUCUAUGCACGAAAGUGUAUAUUAAUCAACCAUAUUAUCCGUAAACAAUAUUAUCACAAUAUAACACAAGUGAGAGAUUUUAUCUGAAACGAAAAUUUUGAUAAAGAAGUCUAGUAUACGUAAUGUUACGCUGGGGGCAAAUAUGUUCCAAUUGAGGCAGCAAAUGAAAAACAUGGCAACAGUGAUGCUACCAUCAUUGUUUGGUCCCUUCGAUGAAAUAAUGGCGUCGUGUUGCCAAAGUAAUCGGAUUUUUUGAGUUUAUGCUAGCUUAAAUCUUUCGAGAAAAGUACGUUUUUGUAAAUUGAAUAUGUAAUAACAGCACUCAUGCUGGAGGUAAUUAAAAAAAUCAUAUAUUUGAAGAAAAAUACAAAAUUUUCAAAAUAUGAGGAAUCCAUACGUUCACGUACCGUUACAUCAGGUUGAAGAUCAAAAACAGGUGGAACUGAACCGAAAUAAAAUUUAUUUAUCUUGGGACUUGUUUGACCAGCUUACCAAGUUUCUAUAUAUUUUAAAUUUAAAUCCAAUUGUCAAGUAUUUCGAUCAAAAAAUUAUUUUUGUCUCUAUUACUCUCACAAUGAUUAUUUCACCAUUUACAUCAUGGUAACAUUUGAGACUUCACCUUGUUACAGAUCAUUUGAAAUCUAUUAUUGUUUCCGUGAAUCCUUGUCUGAAAACUUCUAGAAUUGUUGUUGAAACACCAUCAAUUUUAAACAGUACUAAUUGCAUAGAAAUUACUUUCACUUCAAUUUAUAUUAUUUAUAAAGAAUUUAUUCAAUAAAAUCAAUAUUUGCACUAUAAUAUCUUCAGGAAUAAAUCACUCGCUAAUACAUCUCUAUUUUAAUUAAAUUUUUCGCACCUAAUUUAUGAAUUAUAGGGAUUGUAACUUAAUGUACUAACGUCAUGUGAAAACUGUGUGAUUACAUUCUAUAAAAGGAACACCGCAUGUGGAAUGAAUUUUCGAGUAGAUAUAUUUGUGGAAUCAGCUGUUAUUCAUAUUAAAAAUGAUAACUUAAUAUCAACCGACUAACUUUAAUAAACGGAGAUGUACAAACCAAAUCAAAAUUAAUUAUUAUAUUGAACUCAUUGCUUUGAAAGUUAAAUGUCAUGUUUAUCGAUAAUUUAGCUGAAUAAUUUCAUAUUUAUCUUUUUAUAAUAUAAUCAACUCCGCGUUUAGUUUAGGACCAAGAUAUUGAGCAUGUUAUAAAUUGUAUACAUCCCCUUAUCCAACGACAUUUAAACUCUUUAGCAACUUCUUCAAGAUCUCUAUCUUCAUUAUGGAGUUAGUUCGUCUUAUCUAAACUCUUCCGCAAAAUGAAAACUUUUCCAAAAUAUCAUCAAAGUUGUGAUAUAAAUUGAUUGUAAUAUAACUUAUUGAAUGGUUGGUCCAGAAAGACGACGCAACUUUCUAUUCUUAUGAAGGUAAUUGGGAGAUUAUCUUUAUAAGUUAUCUCCGAAAUGAAUUUUAAUUGAAUAUGAACAGUAAUAAUGGAUAAAACAAAAUAAAUUCGAUAUUUUAAUGAAAUUAGGACUAGAAGAUGAUACAUAUAGUAACUCUAAAUCCAGCGUGCGGAUUUGUGAAACCAGCAAUUCAGUCCAUAAUUUAAUAAUGGAGUGAUCUCCUCUAACCUGUCAUAUAUUUUACGAGAAGUCAAUUCAACGAUUCGUUUUCUACGAUUUUCACAAGGCUCUAUAAUAAUUAAAUAUAUUUCCCCGUGGAAAAAUAUGAAAAAGGAUAAAAACUAUUUGAUUCUAUUUUGAUAUUUUAAGAUUCGUGCUUCCAUUAUCCAUUAAGUGAAAAAGAAGAGAAGAAAAAAACUUUACUGCGAUGGAAGGAGUGAAUCACGGAAUAGGAAGUGAAACAAGAGAUAAGGAGAAUCCAAAUAGAAAAAGCUAGAUAUUCCAUUAAGCAUGGAGCACAAAUAAAAUCAAACGAUACCACUACAUAAAAGAGGAGAUGCGAAAAAAACAUAUACGAAAAUCAUUGAGACAAGAAUAAGGAAAUUUAUUGAUGAGGAAAUGGGGGAGAACAAAAUGCAUAUAUAAUUGGGAAUGAAACAAUAAAUAACAUAUACAUAUUAAGGAACUCAAUAGUAAAGAAAAUAGAACAGGGAGAAGAAUCGCUUAUUAAAUUCAUUGAUUUGAAAGCUGCAUACAACUCAAUAUAUAGAGAAAUGGUAUUGGAUACCACGAAGGAAAUCCAUAGAAAGAUAAUACAAGAAAUAUAUGAAUGUCCAAAUAGACGGAAGAAGUUCGACAGAGUUCAGUAUGUAGAUAGUCCCUUCUAUUUAUAUUUAUCAUGGAUAGGACGAUAGAAACAGUGAAACAAAAGAGCAAUAAACUGGAUACAUUAAUUGGGUACAAAACUCUAGAAUUGAUGAAAAUAUGCGAGUUAGAAUAUGCAGACCAUAAAGCAAUAGUAGCAAAUACAUUUGAAAAGAUGGAAGGAAAAGUAGACAUAUAGAUAAAGAUAGAAAAUAGAAAAACUAAGAAUGGAAGUGGUUUCUGACCACUCCUGGAGCGGUCUAGCUCAUGAGCUUUUCGUUUUUGAUUCAAACCACAUUUUAUUAUGUCCAUAAUUCUUUUCAGUUCAAUUUCCGUGAGUUUAACAUUCAAAAGAGAGGAGAAAACUGAGAUGGUAAUAUUUCUUCAACAUAUAAUGCCUUAGAAUAAUAUCAAACAUGGUUUGUUUACAUAAUGUGAUGAUAUGAAUCACAAAAGGAUGAUUCUAGAAUUUAUGAAGUAUACUUGUGAAUUUUGGGACCAAGGGUUACACUCACAUCUUUAAUUGAUAAAUUUUGAUCAAAUUAGAAAUGCAUCACAGCCUUAAAAAUACACUUUUCGCUAAUACAAGUCCAAUAUACGACUCAAUUCCCUUCAACUUCAAAAAGUUCAGAAAUAAGAAUUAUAAUGACUUGGUAUUACAAGCUAUUUUAUUGAAUUUUUUUCAUUGCUAACAGAAAAAAUCGAUGAGGCUAUUAACUGAAAAGUUAAUAAUUGAAAAAACGUAUAACUUAUGUUUCCACAUAUUUUUCCACCACAUGAUUGUUCCGAUGAAAUUGGUUUCAGAAUAUCUUCUAAGAAUUUCAUGUUCAAUUUCAAACCGAUACUAAAUUAUUCCGUUUAAUGUUGAUAUCCAAUAAAAUCAACAUUUAUUGGAAUUAUUUCCUCGAUAUCUAAGAUAAUGAACAAUUUUUUUUCACGGAAUAUAGCUAUAAAAAAAUAAUUUAUGCCUGGAAAUAUACAUAAUGCAAGGAAACGUUAUUAUUAUUACUAUUUUAUUAAAAAAAUGUA